This is a messenger RNA of Exserohilum turcica Et28A, 2689 nucleotides long. RefSeq lists its product as uncharacterized. The transcript has a single exon. Bases 1 to 2385 code for a protein of 794 amino acids. Gene Ontology annotation, biological process: DNA-templated transcription; regulation of DNA-templated transcription. NCBI's taxonomy places the organism in Eukaryota, Fungi, Ascomycota, Dothideomycetes, Pleosporales, Pleosporaceae. Gene Ontology annotation, molecular function: DNA binding; zinc ion binding; DNA-binding transcription factor activity, RNA polymerase II-specific. The record is from RefSeq and is a predicted model, not a curated record.
AUGUCCACCUCGACACCCGCGCCGACGACCAGCUCGCGCCGUGUACCGCUCGACAAACGCAAGCGCACCGAGACGAGCUGCGACAAGUGCAAGUCGCGCAAGCAGAAAUGUCGCAAGGAGCCCGGCCAGGAUGCCUGCCGCUACUGCAUGGUGCACAACAUCGAGUGCCUGACGACGCAGCCGCGGAAGAAGCGCCUGUACGGUAGCGUCGAGGGCCUGGGCACCCGCCUGGCGCUGCUCGAGGCGCUCGUCAAAGGCCUGCUGCCCGAUGCCGACGUGUCGAGUACAGAUGCCCUGCGACAGCUGGCCACGUCGCACGGCAUCCCGCUGCCCACGGCCGCCGUCGCCGAUGCCGCUGCCCACGACGACGCCGCUCGCGACGCCGCCGACGACGACGACACCGUGUCGCUGCUGCCGGACCAGCAGGGCCAGGUGCAGUACAUUGGGCCCGGCAGCUCCUUUGCCUUCCACCUCAAGCUGCGCACGCUGGUCGGCCGCGGCCCUCUGCGCGAGUUUGUGCUGUUUGGCAAGAACGCCGCCGCCUCGACGUCACCAGAGAGAGGCGACGACCACCAGCGCGCCUUUCCCGGCACCGCCGCCGCCAACAGCCACGGCCACAGCCACGGCCACAGCCACAAUAUCAAUAGCAACAGCAACAGCAACAACAACAACACCAACCACCCGUCCAUCGCCGCUUCCGCUUCCGCCGCCGCCGCCGCCGCUUCCGCCUCCCCCGUCCACUGCCAUGCCUCGUCGCCUGUUGCCGCGGGCCCCGCCGGCCUCCCCACGCCCCUCGACCGCCCGACCCUCGAGUUCCUGAUCCGCGCCUACUUCGACCACAUCCACCCCGAGACGCCCGUCCUCCACGAGCCCUCGUUCCGCGAGGCCUUUGAGGCCUGGCUCGUCAACCCCCACAAUGCCGACCCGGCCUGGCUGUGCUCCUUCAACUGCCUGGUGCUGCUUGCACGCCGCGCCGUGCGCAUGCCCUUUACCGAAGAGCAGGAGCGCAUGUGGUGGCAGCGCGUGCAGAAACUGCUGCCCGGCAUCACCUUCAUGUCGAGCAUCACGGCUGUCCAGGCCCUCAUCCUGGCCGCCAUACAUCUCCACAACCACAACCACCGCGACGCUUGCUGGAACCUGACAGGCACCGCGAUCCGCAUAGCCCAUGCCAUUGGCCUGCACCAAGACCGCGUGAGCACCGGCCAGACGCCCCUCGCCCGGGAGAUGCGCAGUAUGCUGUGGUGGACACUCUGCAUGGUGGAGAUGAUGCAAGUCUCGUCGUACGACCGCCCCAGCGCAAUCGAAACAUCAAUAUCAAAGAUCCGCUGUCCCAACGAAAAGAUACUGGGCACCCCUCCGGGAUAUCUGGCCGCCUCGACUCGUCUCUUGAUCCUACUGGGUGCCACAUGUCGUGUGCCCCGGACCCUCAAGCCCAACGACCGCGACGAUACGUAUGUUGGCCCGCUAUCUCCCGCCGCAACUGUGCUUCGCGACCUGGUCCGGUGGAGGGAGACGCUUCCCCAGCACUUGCAGCUGGAAGCCCUAGAUACUUGUCCUCCCAACUUCCAGCGGAACCUGCUCAUGCUACACUGUACCUACCACUAUACCAUCAUCGUCUUGUGUCGCUCAGCCCAGCUUGCCCGCGCUACUAGCCUGUCCAAGACUGGCCAAGAUUCCACAAACGCGGCUCUCAUCGCAAUGGCAGAUGCCUGUUCCGAAUCCGGCCGUAAAUCCGCCCAGAUACUGCUCAAGAUUGAUGGCCUUGGCAAGUUCAAUGCUACGGCUGGAUUGGAUGUCUGGUACAUGCUCGCUUCUAGCUCAGCACUAGUCCUUGAUCUUGUCUGUCUGAACAAGCUGGAAGGCACAAACAUGUCAGAAUCACGCAUCCUGCUAUCUCAGCUUGCCGAUCUUGCCCAGCGGCAACGGCGGAACCCAUUUAUGCCUGGCACGUAUCAAAAAUUCGCCUCGCUCGUCCCAGAGCUGCAUUCCAUGGCCGACUCAUUGGCUUCACCCGUCCGAUUCGCCGAACUCAAAGUGGAAACCCAGGAGCCCGGACCACAAACUACACUCCCAUCCCAGCAGCUAUCGCAGCCCGAUGCUGUGCCACACAUGUACCACCAAUCACCAGCCGCCGCUACGGGCUCCUACAUGUUUGCCGACCAUCUGCAAGGCCGCAUCUAUCCAGAACAGCCAUUUGUGACUCCAGCCAUGCACCCCAAUGCUCGUUUCGAACGAACGGCUCAGAUGCACUUUAUGGAUUUUACUGUCAACAAUAUGAAUGACUGGAGUUGGAAUGAUAUGAAUGGUCUACUUGGCACCGACAGCCUGACCGCUAUGCAUGGAGAUCCAAAUGUACAUGGACAGCAGCCUUCUGGUCCCAACUAAGCGUCUAUGAAAUGCAGCUCGAGAAGGAAACCCAACAGAAUGCACAGGUGCGUUACAAAAUAACAAAGGUUGUGGUUGACUGAGUUGCGGAAUGCCAAGUCGUACUUGUGCUUGGUCUUGUUCGGACUCUGCGCUGUGAAGUCGGCAUUUAACUGACGGCCACCCGAAGAAGAAGAAGAAGAAAAGAAAGAAAACGAAAAACAACAAAAUACUUCCAUAAUCCUACCUUUUCCUAGAAGUCACGUUGAUAUGGCAGUUUGAGAUAUCCCUGGGUCGAAAUUUAAUACCAAUUCAACUUUAUCGC